Molecule: messenger RNA, 1401 nt
Organism: Ceratitis capitata (Mediterranean fruit fly)
Lineage: Eukaryota; Metazoa; Arthropoda; Insecta; Diptera; Tephritidae
Exons: 1
Coding region: 306-1136 (276 amino acids)
Source: RefSeq, a predicted model, not a curated record
AAAAAAAAAACGGAGACAGAUAAUUUUCUAAUCAAAUUUUUCCUUCAAAUAUUUUUCUUCUUCAAACAAAAUUUCCUCCUCAAUGUAACAUCAAAUUUUAGACCAAAAACAUACAACAAAAAUUAGCAAAUUUUCAAAAUUGAAAAAAGUGCGGGUACGGCGUGCGGGUAGUAACGGCGAGCAGCGGCAACCAGAAUCUCCACUUGUGUCAGUUUAAUAUGUAAAAAGUGUUUUUUGUAGACCCAAUUAACGGCAAGAAAUUUACGUCCAUACUAACCGAGUGUCCUGUUGGUCGUCUGGCUGUCAUGGCGGUGCUGGAACGCAAUGGCAACUUGAAUAUCUGGUGGUUCCCCAAGGAGUUCAGUCAGUCGCGCUACGGUGAAUACCAUCACAGCGGCACCAAUUCGUGCACUCUAAUCACACUCAUCCUGGCCGAUAUGGUUGCGAAAGAAGGACGUGGUUUCUAUUGCCAACGCAUGCAAGAUGUACCGCCGCGUGCUGUCGAUAUCUUUGCCGAAGCAAUCAAUAAAGGCAACCAUGCUUAUGCACAUCUCAUCACGCCAACCCAGCCGUCUCACGAAACUGCAGUGUCCGUAGCAACGACGUCGACCAAUCAAAAUCUUAACAUACCGGACGCAUUGACUGUGCUAAAAAGCCAACCGCACUUUCGUCUGAAGGAAUGGUUCUUUACGCACAUGCAAGCCGAUCCGGAGCGUGAGUCGUGCCGCACGAUAGCGUUGCGUCUGCUACAGGCUGUGAAUACCGGCCUGCAGCAGUUUCGUCAGGCAGGCAAGGCGAACGAGCAUUUCCUUUUCGCCGCAAUGAUUUCCGACAAUCGGACUGUGCUCUUCGUCAUCGAGCUUCCACGCAAUAUUGUCACCUUCUUCGAUUCACAUCAGCAUGGACGUGACGCGGGUGCUGUGGUCUCGCAAUGCAGCAUUCGCGACAUGUACGACAUGAUGAAUUGGUUUGUGAAUAUGAAUCACGAUAUCUACUCGAGUACGCCGCACAUUUACGAGGUCUCAUUUCUACUACCCGAUCCCUCGGGUCUGCCGACACCCACCAAGGGUGAAAAAUGCGAGGUGUCGCAGUUGAAGCACAGCUUGCCGUUGGCGAAGAAAAUGCAAAAGAAGUGAAAAAAGUAGUCGAAAUGUUGUGCUUUCUCAGGGGCUUAAUAUGCGUGCAAAACUGUGAUCCUCGUGCGCUAACGCCUACCUGCAGUCAAAAUUGUCAAGUGCCAUAUGUUUGUAAGUUGUAAAAUGAAAAUCGCAAAAAUGCAAAUGUCAUGUAAAAGCCCAGCUCUCUACCUCUACUAUUUGGGAUAUUCUUUCUAAAAACCUUUCCUAUACCUUUCUAUAGAUGCAAUAUUUUGAAACAAUAAAAAAGCUCAAUAAAACCGCA